Lodderomyces oxycetoniae is the source of this 417-nucleotide messenger RNA. It is a transcript of the gene COX6, whose product is annotated as cytochrome c oxidase subunit VI. Bases 1 to 417 code for a protein of 138 amino acids. NCBI's taxonomy places the organism in Eukaryota, Fungi, Ascomycota, Pichiomycetes, Serinales, Debaryomycetaceae. Gene Ontology annotation, biological process: mitochondrial electron transport, cytochrome c to oxygen. Gene Ontology annotation, cellular component: mitochondrial inner membrane. The record is from RefSeq and is a predicted model, not a curated record. The transcript has a single exon.
AUGUUGAGUACAAGAUACUUUAGAGCAACCAGGUGCGUUUAUCCAGCAAGAUGGAUUUACCCCAAGAUAACAACAAGUAUUAUCGCCAAACGUGCGGCCCACACAUCUGAAACUUUUGAGGAAUUUACUGCUCGUUAUGAGAAUGAAUUUGAUAACGCUGCCGACUUAUUUGAUGUCCAGCGUAUUUUGAACAAUUGUUUUAGCUACGAUUUGGUGCCAGCACCCGUGGUGAUUGAAAAAGCAUUGAGAGCAUGUAGAAGAGUCAAUGAUUACCCCACGGGUGUAAGAACAUUUGAGGCUUUGAAAUACAAGGUUGAAACUCCAGAGCAAUACCAAGCAUAUCUCGAUGAGCUCAGUGAUGUAAGAAAGGAAUUGGGUAUUGACUUGAAAGAAGAUCUUUAUGGCAACGAUGCUUAA